UUCUCAGGGGCUGGUUCAUCACCUCCGAAUACUCCUGUGACAGGAGGCGCGGGCAAAACCCGCCUCCAGCCCCAAACAGCAAUAAAUAGAAGGCUCUCAGCCCAGAAGAAACAAGAAGUUUCUAGGCCUGCGUCUCUGGGUUUCUUAAGCUCCUGGCUCUUCUCUAGACAUCUCAGUGGCUCUGGCUGAGAGCCUGGACAGUCUGGGAGGACAGUGACUGGCUGAUCUCUGCUCAGCAGCCAUGGCUGAUGGUCAGAUGCCCUUCUCCUGCCACCUCCCAAGCCGCCUGCGCAGGGACCCCUUCCGAGACUCAUCCCUCCCCUCGCGCCUGCUGGAUGACGACUUUGGCAUGGACCCCUUCCCGGAUGACUUGACCGCCUCUUGGCGCAACUGGGCCCUGCCUCGAUUCUCCCCAGCAUGGCCUGGAACCCUGAGGUCAGGCAUGGUGCCUCGGGGGCCCACGGCUGCAGCCAGGUUUGGGGUACCUGCCGAGGGCAGGAGUCCCCCACCUUUCCCUGGGGAGCCCUGGAAAGUGUGUGUUAAUGUGCACAGCUUUAAGCCAGAGGAGCUGAUGGUGAAGACCAAGGACGGAUACGUGGAGGUUUCUGGCAAACACGAAGAGAAGCAGCAAGAAGGUGGCAUCGUUUCCAAGAACUUCACGAAGAAAAUCCAGCUUCCCGCAGAGGUGGAUCCUGUGACAGUAUUUGCUUCGCUUUCCCCAGAGGGUCUGCUGAUCAUCGAGGCCCCCCAGGUCCCCCCCUACUCACCAUUUGGAGAGAGCAGCUUCAACAACGAGCUUCCCCAAGACAGCCAGGAAGUCAUCUGUUCCUGAGACCUCAGUCUUGGUCCAUCUUUAUCCCUCCCCAACUCCAAGGCUUCUCUGAUUCCAGAGCACAUUACUUUAGCUGAAUGCGUAGAUUUAGUGUGACUAAAAUGUUACGGGUGGGGGUGGACUGACUACGGACUCACUGGGUAGUGCCGCAGUAGGUGUUUCCACAGGACAGUACAAUUGACAUGUCCUGCUCAAUUGCAUUAGGCCAAGAUGCUGGGAGAUUUUCUUUCUUUACCUUUUCAAUCAUGAUGAAAACGUUGCACGUUCUAUAGUUGCAAAAACAGAUAGAAGGGGACGUAAUAUUUCACAUUGUAUCUUACCUUGCAGCUAAUGCAAAAGGUUGUUUUUCUCUGGGGACCUCUCUGUCACCCAGAUUCCUAUUCUGGGCUCCUAGUUUCCAUGCCUGCCCCACGGUGUGGUUGAUGGAGCUCAUUAGCUCUCCCCAUUGUGUUUCUGCAGCCCUGGCCUCCAGAGGGUUAUACAUCGGUCUUCCCUCCCCAUGUGGGAUUUAUCCAACAGCCACAUGAAAACAGUGCCUUCUGCUCUUCACCCAGGCAUUUAUAGCAUGUUCCCAAGUUGGCACUCCCUGAGGCCUCUGGAAGCCCAUUUAUUCUCUGGCUAGAGUCUCCCCUUUCUUGUGCCUCCUAUGUCCAAUUUGGGAUUUUUACAGAGGGGGCUGUCUCCACACAGCUCCACCAGGAACCAAGCAAAGGCCAGACAGACUGGCAGGCAGGCUAGUGGUAUUGUGUAUAUGAGUGAGACAUGUGUGUCAUUGUUAUUUGAAUUGUGCUGUUGUUUAGGGGGAAGUAACAGUAAAUAAUAAUAAUAAAGGAGCUGAUGUUCUUA
Hyaena hyaena (striped hyena) is the source of this 1678-nucleotide messenger RNA. RefSeq names its product heat shock protein family B (small) member 8 (gene HSPB8). Gene Ontology annotation, molecular function: protein homodimerization activity. NCBI's taxonomy places the organism in Eukaryota, Metazoa, Chordata, Mammalia, Carnivora, Hyaenidae. The transcript is spliced from 4 exons. The record is from RefSeq and is a predicted model, not a curated record. Gene Ontology annotation, cellular component: protein folding chaperone complex; nucleus; cytoplasm. Gene Ontology annotation, biological process: cellular response to unfolded protein. Bases 242 to 832 code for a protein of 196 amino acids.